Pseudoliparis swirei is the source of this 1722-nucleotide messenger RNA. It is a transcript of the gene p2rx2, whose product is annotated as purinergic receptor P2X, ligand-gated ion channel, 2. The record is from RefSeq and is a predicted model, not a curated record. The coding region runs from base 48 to 1295 and encodes 415 amino acids. Gene Ontology annotation, biological process: response to ATP; monoatomic cation transmembrane transport. Gene Ontology annotation, cellular component: nuclear inner membrane; plasma membrane. Gene Ontology annotation, molecular function: purinergic nucleotide receptor activity; ATP binding; extracellularly ATP-gated monoatomic cation channel activity. The transcript is spliced from 12 exons. Lineage: Eukaryota; Metazoa; Chordata; Actinopteri; Perciformes; Liparidae.
UGGAGACUGAAUUCUAGAGAACUAAGACUUCACAAGGACAUAACAGAAUGAGUGAAAUAUUUAAUAAGUUCCUCAUGGGGAUGCGUGACUUUUUAAAGGACUAUUUUCUUGGUUUCUGGGACUAUGAGACACCAAAGGUGAUGGUGGUUAAAAACAGAACUCUUGGAGCCAUAUACAGAAGCGUUCAGUUUCUGGUGAUCACCUAUUUCAUCUGGUAUGUCUUCAUAAGUCAGAAAGCCUACCAAGACAGUGAAACUCGUCCUGAGAGCUCAGUCUACACGCGGAUGAAAGGCAUCGCAGUUCAUGGAGAUGACAUCUUGGACACUGUAGAGUAUGCUCGACCCUCAGAGGGUGGCGAUGUGAUUAGUACAAUAUUAAGACGAGAAGUUACCUACGAUCAGAAGCAUGGACACUGUGCAGAGCAUUUCAGUGUUAAGAAUGCCAACUGUACGAGAGACUCUGACUGCGUGAAGGACGAGAUGGACUUCGAAGGCCAUGGCAAAAAGACCGGCAGAUGUGUCCAGUACUACAACCUCACCUUUAAAACCUGUGAGAUCCAGACCUGGUGUCCUAUUGAAAAGUAUGGUCGUGUAAGAGAGCCACCAUUAGAGAAGGCCAUCAACUUCACAGUGUUCAUCAGGAACUCCAUCCACUUCCCCAAAUUUAAAGUUCUGAGGGGAAACAUCAAAGAUGUUUCAAGCAAGCGCGACAUGAAUAAAUACCUGAACAAGUGUCACUACGAUGAGGAGAAAGAGCCCUACUGUCCCAACUUCCGGCUGGGUUACAUCGCAGAUAAAGCCAACGAGGACUUCACGGAGCUCUGCAAGACCGGAGGCGUCAUCGGGGUUUUCAUCAACUGGAAAUGUAACCUGGAUCUGGAUCCUUCCAACUGUAAACCCACGUACUCUUUCCGUCGCCUUGACCUCCGCAAGGAUCAGGCUAACUCUGGUUACUACUACAGGUUCGCCAAAUUUUACAGUAAGGAUGGAGUCGAGUCUCGGACGCUCAUCAAGGCCUACGGCAUCCGCCUGGAUGUCAUAGUUCACGGACAUGCUGGUAAAUUCAGUCCCAUCCCAACCAUCAUCAGCACGGUGACUGCUCUGACCUCCGUUGGGAUUUGCACCAUUUUCUGUGACUGGAUCCUGCUGACUUUUAUUGACAAGAAUGAAGUCUAUAGUGAUAGAAAAUUUGACGCGGUCAUCAAGGAGCCCGCCGUGCCCCCCCCCACAGCGCUCAGCCACAUCAACAGCUUCGGCUCAAACCAUUCGGACCUGUCGGAAGGCGUCCCGCUGUAACGCCGCCUCAGUCCCACCUGGCCAAGAAUGUGGAAGCCCCUCCAUCAGCUGUGAGCGGCUCUGGCCGCAGCAGCUCCGCUCUGGGCGCCAUGCAGUGGAAAGGAACGACGGAGGAGGCAUCGCCCGACAGACGGCCGGUCGCCUCAAAGUCUGUGCCGUGGAUUCAGCUCAUAUAUCACCUCCAACCCCGAUGGACACGAACGUGUGCGACAGUGAAGUUAAUUGUUUGUCUUUCACUUGACAUGACAUUGGAGUAUGGAGGAACAUGACGAGCUGUGCUCAUUUAUAUCAGUGUAUUGUAGACAUCCAGUGCAAUACCUUCUAUCAACUCACGGUCAUACUGGGAUUCACUGUAGCCUACUACUAUAUCAUGAAACAUUGACCUCUGCUCUUGUAAUUCUGCAUUAUUAAAAACUAAAGCUUGUUU